Molecule: messenger RNA, 643 nt
Organism: Eruca vesicaria subsp. sativa (arugula)
Lineage: Eukaryota; Viridiplantae; Streptophyta; Magnoliopsida; Brassicales; Brassicaceae
Source: the annotation of a GenBank genome assembly
UAGGCUUUCGACAUGAGGAGACUUCGCCGCACUUCGACGUUGGGGGGAUACGAAAGCCGCAGUUUGAUGAUUUUUGGAGGAUUGGACUACAGGAUGGGCAACAGCAAGUCGGUAGUUAUUGGUAUGUAUCCAACUCAUCCACAUGUUGCUAUAAGGGAUGCAAUAAGAUGUAGGAACCGCAGGCAUCGCCCUUUUACCAAUCGGAUGAGGGAUAUUCUCAGGCGGCGUAUGAAUGGGCUAGAACCUUUAUCAUCCGACUCUGAAUCAGAAUCUGAAUCUGAAUCUGAAACAAGUGAAACUGAGGAAAAAUUGUCCGAGGCUAUUAUGACUAGUAGCUCCACGCUUCCUUCAUCAAGCAUGCAAGAAGAAGAUCUCCAAGCAGAUGCUCCUCCUCUCAAGCUAGAAGAUGUGAUUCCGCCUACACAGUCUUCUUCUAGAAACAAGAAGCUUGUCAACAAAACCACCACCUAACUAAGGCUUUGUCUUUUUUAUUUUCUAACUUUGAAUCUCUGGCUUGUAAUGAACUCGUAUCUUUCUUUAUUUAAUUCCUGCUUGUCCCAGUUUGCAACAAGCUCUGUCCUUUACUAAUACAAUCGCCAUUCAAUGUUUAUUACAUUACUUAACUAUAUAAUACAAGCAAACA